UGUGUGUAAGCGAGAGAGGGGGUACGAACACGCCUGUGGGGACCCGAGGGACUCUGCGGUGGGAUUCUCUUUGGCGUCGGCCCCGUGGCUGCUCAGCUUUGGGUCUUCCUACCGCUUCUGCAGAAGCGACCCCGCUCUUUCAUCCUUUCGGAACCACCCUCAGCAUCCGAUCUUACUUUUUCUUUCACCCACGAGGGCAGCAGCUGGCCACCUCCGUAACCGGUGCAAACACCCAAGCCAGUGCUCAGUGCUUUCCUCAGCUAGUAUUUUCCCGCUUGUCUUUCUUUGGGGCUCCCCACGAGCCACUCCAAUGUUCCUCCUUCCUAACAAAUUAUUCUGUUGGUCUGUUUAACUGAAGAGUUGUAAAUCUUGAAGACUUUAUUAUUAUUAUUUUGAUUCUUUUUAUUUCAUCCCCCUGUGGGCAACGGAGCAAUGAAAUUUCCAAUCGAGACGCCAAGAAAGCAGGUGAACUGGGAUCCUAAAGUGGCCGUGCCUGCAGCAGCUCCACCAGCGUGCCAGCCCAAGAGUGCCACUAACGGGCAGCAUCCGGUUCCCCGCCUCUCCAUUUCCUCCCGAGCCACGGUGGUAGCCAGGAUGGAAGGAGCCUCCCAGGGAGGCCUGCAGACAGUUAUGAAGUGGAAAACGGUGGUUGCCAUCUUUGUGGUGGUGGUGGUCUACCUCGUCACAGGUGGCCUUGUCUUCCGGGCAUUGGAACAGCCCUUUGAGAGCAGUCAGAAGAACACCAUCGCCUUGGAGAAGGCAGAAUUCUUGAGAGAUCACAUCUGUGUGAGUCCCCAGGAGCUGGAGACAUUGAUCCAGCAUGCACUCGAUGCUGACAAUGCAGGGGUCAGCCCGGUAGGAAACUCUUCCAACAGCAGCAGCCACUGGGACCUCGGAAGUGCCUUUUUCUUUGCUGGAACUGUCAUCACGACCAUAGGGUAUGGGAACAUUGCUCCAAGCACUGAAGGAGGCAAAAUCUUUUGUAUUUUAUAUGCCAUCUUUGGGAUUCCGCUCUUUGGUUUCUUAUUGGCUGGAAUUGGAGACCAACUUGGAACCAUCUUUGGCAAAAGCAUUGCAAGAGUGGAAAAGGUUUUCCGAAAAAAGCAAGUGAGUCAGACCAAGAUCCGGGUCAUCUCAACUAUUUUGUUCAUCUUGGCUGGCUGCAUCGUGUUUGUGACAAUCCCUGCUGUCAUUUUUAAAUACAUUGAGGGCUGGACAGCGUUGGAGUCCAUUUACUUCGUGGUGGUCACCCUGACUACAGUAGGCUUUGGUGAUUUUGUGGCAGGGGGAAAUGCUGGCAUCAACUACCGAGAGUGGUAUAAGCCGUUGGUGUGGUUUUGGAUCCUUGUUGGCCUUGCCUACUUCGCAGCUGUCCUUAGUAUGAUAGGAGACUGGCUGCGCGUUUUAUCCAAAAAGACGAAAGAAGAGGUGGGUGAGAUCAAAGCCCAUGCAGCCGAGUGGAAAGCUAAUGUCACCGCCGAGUUCCGGGAGACCAGAAGGCGACUCAGCGUUGAGAUCCAUGACAAGCUGCAGCGAGCAGCCACCAUCCGCAGUAUGGAGCGCAGGAGGCUGGGCUUGGAUCAGAGGGCCCACUCUCUGGACAUGCUAUCCCCAGAGAAGCGUUCUGUCUUUGCAGCCCUGGAUACAGGACGUUUCAAGGCUUCAUCCCAGGAAAGCAUCAACAACCGACCCAACAACCUGCGCCUUAAGGGGUCAGAACAGCUCAACAAGCAUGGGCAAGGCGCUUCUGAGGACAACAUCAUCAACAAGUUUGGGUCCACCUCCAAACUCACCAAGAGGAAAAACAAAGAUCUCAAAAAGACCUUACCAGAGGAUGUUCAGAAAAUCUAUAAGACCUUUCGGAAUUACUCUCUGGAUGAAGAGAAAAAAGAGGAGGAGACAGAAAAGAUGUGUAACUCAGACAACUCCAGCACAGCCAUGCUGACGGAGUGUAUACAGCAGCAAGCUGAGAUGGAGAAUGGAAUAGUACCCACAGACACCAAAGACCAGGGGCUGGAGAACAACUCAUUACUUCAAGACAGAGAGUAAAUGAUAAAGACACUGGAGUUGGACUAAGUGUUGUCUUGUUUUUGUUGUUUUGUUUUCGUUUUUUUUUUUCCUUUUUAAAAUAUUCACACUGAGACACGUGCCUUAAAUAGACUUGUUAGUCCAAAAUUACAUAACAUUGAAGAAUAUAUUUCACUGUGCCAUACACAACUGAAAGCUUGCUCUGCCAAAAGGAAUCAGAUAAGAGCUUCAUUUCAGAUGGUGGCAGCAGGACACAGAGGGAGCUUUUGCACACGUAGCAGGUGUCGCCUGUCCCCGUGAGGGGAGCUCCAGUGGCAGGCUAUAGCCCUCACACGGUGCCACUCUGGCGUGGUACGUAGACAAGGGCAGCUAUUCCUUCGACUAGCCUCUGAGAGGACAGGCUUGUCUUGUGGACGGAGUCUCCAUUCCUCAACGUUCCUUUAGUGAUAGGUUACACACCAAGGGGACAGCUGUUCGCAGGUGGCCCUGUCACUCUAACUAGGGUUCGAGUGAACAUUUUUGGCAUGUCCUCAGCUUGAGUUUUGACAGGCCACGGCACAGAACUCCUACUCCAGACCAAUGUCCUUGGGACCCAAGGGUACCUGGAGUUUGUUGGAAGCUGAUCAGAGCACAUGUUUAAUAAAGGUGCAAUUGCUUUUCUCAUUAAAAAAAAAAAUAUCACAGACUCCUCCCACUGUGGCAAUCUCCUUAACCAAUGGGAGAACCCUACUGAACUUCGUCCUUUUCACUGGAUAGGUAGUUCAGGCAGGCUUGCAAGCAUUGGUUAAAGCGCCACCUCAGCCACUGCCUGGUGGGAAGGCAGAUGUUGCAUUUUCUUCAGCGGGUGUGAAGAUGAAAAUAGCUGAUUUUGGAUCAUCCGUACUCACUUUUCUAAGGGAACACUUUCAUUCUAACUUCUUUUGAUAGGCGGGAGGAAAUACCAAAAUUAUUGCCUUUUGCAUGAUGCCAGUGGCUUGCUGCUCUGUCUAGCUGAUCCUAAUUUUUUUUAAAAUAAAAGUAAAAAUAGACAUCUUGUGUUUGUGAGACACAUCAAGAAGGACCCUGGCAUCUUUUCAUCUCAGGGCUUUUUGUCCUUUUGGGUGUCUUAGAGUAGACAUAGCUAUGAGACUCAAUCUAUUUCCAUACAAGAGGAAAAUGAAUCUCUCACCCAAUCCUUGUGUAUUAAGACUGAAAUGGUUUAAGUUGUUUGCAGCUUAAGUGCCAUUAAUACCAUCUAAAAAUAAUACUGAAAAGGAGUAUUGAAAAGAGUCCACUUCAUUCUUGCAUUUCACCAUGUCUUUAUCAAUUUCAUUGUAUGCCUUCCUUUCUUUAUGCCUUUAUUAUGGGGGCAUAACCCUUCCUUGUUGGUUCAUCUCACACCUGCUACUCACUCAAGUGGUAUCUCCCCUGUCAUUGUCUCUAGGCAAACAAUGAUCAACAUGCACUAGCUACGCUUGCUUAUCAGGUUACAAUGUUCAGAGAAGGAACAUUGUCGGAAAGGUCCACUUGCAGGUUGUGGGAGGAUGAUUUUCAAAAGAUUUUUUAUCGGGAAGGGGAAAUUCAUAGUAGGCUUUUUCUCUCACAUGUGUGUGUUUCAGCUUUAACCAGAUUUGGUUGGUGUGUUGGUUCAGCUAGCUAGUGUUCUGGAACCCUGCAUCUAAACAUUGGAUUCUGUAAUAUGAGGAAGUUGCUGGCUAGGGGUCUUCUAGACUCAGUACCAUCUUUGGGGGUUUCAUGUAAUUUUCUGUAACUAAGUUCACAGAGCGUAUUUAACAAAAGCUCAGAGCACAAGUGGAGACUUCCAGAAACCAUCUGUCAUUUCUGAGGGGAAAUUUAUGCCCAUGGCCUCCGUGACCACUGGUACCAUGGGAGACCCAUCACCCCUGCCUGUCUCUCUGACAUGCACUGCUUACAGCUGUCCCCUUCUUGGAACCCAGAAGCCCCUGUUUCCCAGAUCCCAACCCUUUAGGAUCUUGUUAGAGAGCUGAGAAGUGAAAUGAGAGUCACUAUGGUGAGGUCUUUUCUGCCAAGGGUUUGUCUGGACUAACUUCUUCAUAGGAACAGAACGUUGGCUCACUGAUACAGGAGUGGAUGCAGGGCCGCUACAACUGGCUCAUUGUGCUAAAGAACAGAUAGACAAGUGGCAUUUCUCUUAUUCUGACAAGUUUCCCAAUGAAACUGUAUGUGGAUCUCAUUCAUUUAGGUUUCCACUGUAUGGCACCUUGCUAUGUCUUUAUGGUUGUAUUAAAACUGCAGGCACUGGAUCUGUAUCCGGUAAAGGAGCUUCCCUGUUGUUUGCACAAAGGAGCUUCCCUGUUGUUUGCACAGUGCCUUUCAUGGGAUUGGCACUGAAUGGUACGUUUUAUGGCACUCACUGAAACCUCGCCACAGCAUGUGGGAAGCAUUUACACAUCCUUUGUAGAGAUGAGGAUACAGAGACUCAGGGAGGCGAAGGAGCUUACCCGCAGUACACAGCAAGAGGGCCUUGGAGUCUGUUUGCAGUUUUGCUGCAGUGUCCACUUCCUGCACCUUUGAGAAAGAGCGCAUGCAUGUGUGUGGUUGUGUGUGUCCCAAGUGUGAGCACACACACAUCUUACAAGUUUCAUGAGCACAGCUGACAGGGAGGAGGAGAAGACAGGCAUUUUUAUCCCUAUGAGGGCAUGACGUUUUGGCUUAAUCCUGGCCUUUAAGGUUGCCCUCGAAGACACAUGUAUGCUCUUGGCUUGGGGAUGCCAUAGACAGCACCUUUUCUGUGCCACUGGAAAUGCCCCUCAAAAGCACUCCUUUGCACUUUACUUGAUUUUCACACAGAAACUCUUUCAUACAGCAGGAAUUAGACAGCUCAGAGGUCUUAGAUACAUGAGUGACCAAAUGGAACAGGUGUGUGAGUUGGUGUGUGCAUAGAUGUAUUCACAAGAAUCAAACCACAGUAAUACUGAGAACCAAGCAUGACCUUGGACUGAGAGUGUAUAACCCCUUCCCUGAGUGUUGGAUGCAGGUUUGAAAUGAUGUCACAGAAGACCCUCUAUGAAGAUAGUGUAUGUGGGCAAGGUGUUCCAAAAACUAUGAAGUACUCUCCAAAGGAGAGGCUGAAGAAUGAGAGAUGUAAUUUCUCUUUGUGUAUACAUGCUAAGCCUGUAGUUAUCGGUUGUUUGGAUGUUACCCCUGUAAAGAUGGAGGCAAAUAACAUACAGAACAUACGUGAUAAGACAGCUGCUAUGUGUUCUAUACAUAUAGCCCAGGCUCUCCCCUUUCCAUCAGUACCCUCUGCCUAUCUUAAGCCCAGAAUAAAUGUAUGGAUGUUACAUUUGGGAAGGGCACAUGUUUGUUGUCUUCAGCGGGACAUUUUGUGCUUUAUUUGGCAGCUGGGUACAGAACUGUCCUCUCUUCUGGAGGCUUACUGGAAACUGCCCAAAGGACAGUUUCGAGAGGCUAUGUUCCAUAUCCAGUCCAAACUCAGUAGUGAUUCACUCUGGCAGUCUGUCGGUUUGGGUAUAAGGCCGUGCAGUGUGUAUGUGUGUGGUGUGUGUGGUGUGAAAGGGAUCACUGGCCUAUAAUUCAGGUAUCUAGGAUGACUGUGCUCCGCCACAUUUCCGCCUAUGCUCAUGGGCACACUGCUUCCCCGUACCUCAACUGCACACCAGCGGAACUGAGCACAGGUUAUGACCAACCUUUUUUCCAGUUGUGUAGUGUGCUGAGAGAAUAUUUCCCAACCCAUGAGUUAAGUUUAAUGAGAAAAUUAUUAAGUUGGAUCUCUGAAUAUUAAUGGCCCCACUCGUAUCCUUGGUGUUUGUUUUUUUGCAUGGUCGAUGGAGACCAGAUGUAUUUGAGGGAUUGGUGUCCAAAUUAGGGUCACAUCCCAUAUAGGCUCUCCCCACUGACCUAGUAGGCACAUCUUCACCCGAAAGCUCACAGGAUGCAGGAAUUUUGGGGGUGGGGUGGGUUAGGGGCAGGGCAAUGGUGUUAAAACUAGUCAAAGAAUUGUAAGCCUUUGCUAUUUGCAUUCAGUUCUAUUAAAGGCUCCCUUUGAUUGAGAUGUCAAUUCAUGUCCUUCUUUCCUCCUUCCAGUACACAAAGGCACACGUGCAAGUAGGAAAUGACUUUUUGGCUUCCAUGGGAAUAACUUCACGUGGAAAGUUCUAGUUGUACAAAAUAGUAAACAACUCCUGCCCCUCUUCCGAGGUGUCAUUUCCUGGGCAAGCCAAGCUGCAUAUUGAUUUGUACGCUUGGUUUGAGGGAACUCGUGAAAAAGUGUGCCAGGGUUCUGACGGAGGGAGUUGUGGCUCCCUGGACUGGGGACGAACGUUAACUAUCCAGUGUGCAGAAUGGUUUCAGCAUUAGAGCGAAGACACAAAAGGGCGUGAAGUAAAACAAACUUGCAGAGCCUCUCUGUAAAAGAAAAUGAGUCCCGCCGCCCUCUGCAGUGUGGUCCUCGGCGUUUUGCCAAUGCUCCAUCUCUGGCAGUCUUUCUCACUGUUAGGAUACAGCUGUGUGCUUAGACAGAGGCUGAGGGGAUAUGGGAAGCCUCUCCUCGUUAAUGACGACCCCAAGAAGACUCGCAAUGUCACUUUCAUUUAGCAUUGCGGGUGCUGUUGAGUCUGCAUAUGCUGCCGCAGUGGCAAAGCUCUGAUAGAAUCCUACACUGUGCCCCUGUGCAGGAGCCACGCCACGUCUCCUCACCCUUUCCAGGCUCCGCGUGCUUCUUGGUUCUCUCAUGUUUGUAGAGCACACAACACCAGCUUAGUGGUAUAGAGGAGGAGAGGUGUUUCUGACCUCCUGGGUGGGAUUUUCAUUUUCACAGGUGCCUGAGUUGGGGACCCCCUUAUGUUCUUUUUCCUUAAGUGAAAACAGUUUCCUAUGUGUUCAAAAGAAGCCCCUUUGAGAAGACUUCCAGUCCAUUAACUCAGUAGGCUUGCGCUACAGAGGCUGCUGCACAGUCUUGGCCCUGUGGCUAGUGCUCUGGCUGGAAGAGGGAAGCUGCAGGCAUGCCUAGAAGUGAUCUGCAAGUCACCAUGUAUGCGAACCUUUGUUCCUUUUCUGUCCCCGAGCUGCAGGAACCCAGUGAUGGCAGAUGAUAAACCCAAGUGUGGAGAUGUUUUGCUUAUUUUUCUCUUUGUAGGAUUUCAUGGUGCUUAUUUUUAAUAAUGUGUGGGGGGGCACUUCAAACUGUUCUUAGGAGGAGAGGUGGAAACCUGCUUGUAACAUUUCGAUAAGCUGUGCUGCUAUUGUCCUUAUUUGAUGAUGUAAUAUUUUUUUUUCCAAUGAUGGAGAACAUUGCAACAAAGACCUUC
Messenger RNA from Microtus ochrogaster (prairie vole), 7319 nucleotides. RefSeq names its product potassium two pore domain channel subfamily K member 10 (gene Kcnk10). NCBI's taxonomy places the organism in Eukaryota, Metazoa, Chordata, Mammalia, Rodentia, Cricetidae. Gene Ontology annotation, molecular function: outward rectifier potassium channel activity; potassium ion leak channel activity. The record is from RefSeq and is a predicted model, not a curated record. Gene Ontology annotation, biological process: potassium ion transmembrane transport; stabilization of membrane potential. Gene Ontology annotation, cellular component: plasma membrane.